This is a messenger RNA of Ceratotherium simum simum (southern white rhinoceros), 2062 nucleotides long. Lineage: Eukaryota; Metazoa; Chordata; Mammalia; Perissodactyla; Rhinocerotidae. The record is from RefSeq and is a predicted model, not a curated record.
CCUGGCCCACUUUAUUCUUUGAUAUUAUAUGACUGAUUCUUGCAGGCUUUUGAGUUUGUAGUCCCUGCUGUGGAUAUAAGAGGAAACCAGCUUCCUAAAACCUGGAGGCAAAGGAAGGGAACAGAAUUCUAGUGGGAUAGAGAGAGUAGGACUGAGAAAGGGGUGCUCCAUAGCAGGACAGAUGCCACAGGAACCAGGAUUCCCAGCUUCCCUCAUCAUGCAGUGAGACGGAGAAGCCUCUCUAAUACUCUUGGUUUCUCCCUAAAAUCCCCCAAUGGGUGGGGAAGAGCUGAUCACAGCUCUGAACACUAACCCUGCCUUCUUCUCCAUAGGCCACGGUGCCUGGUGCUAAGUGGUCCCCCAACCAGCGUCCAACCCUGGUGGAUUUUGUGGGGGACUUCACCAAGAACAUGAGUCUCAUGACCUGUGGGAAUGUGGUCUUGGUAAGUGAAGUGGGAAUGGACUCUCAGUGGGAAGGGACUGAGGUGCGAGGCUCCAUACUAGAGGGAAGAGAAAAGGGAGAUCAAUAGGUAAGUUGAUCAACAGGGAGCUCAGAGAACUUGGAAAGCAGUGAGGGGCAGGCAGAAGGAUGCCUUAAGGGAGGGACAGUCCCCAGCCUACAUUUCUGCCUCCUCCUCUGAGGGUCCCCAAGCCAUUCAAGAGUCUGAGAAUCAUGUCAAUUGAGUAAAUGUCCGGAAGAUUCGUUCGUGCUACACAGUCACAUCUGCCCCCAGGCUACAUUCUGGGGCCCAGAGCCUCAUGCAGGUCAGCCUGCCAAACUGCAUCACUUCUGUCACCCCUGCCCAGUGUACUACAUCCCCUUCUUUCCUCAUUGCCUCUCCUUUCAGGUUGCAGGUUUGGGCCAGCUGAAGCCCAAUUUGCUGGUUUGGGGAUAUAAGCAAAAUUGGCAGGAGGUGCCGAUAUCAGCUGUGAAGGACUAUGUCAGCAUUCUUCAGUAAGUGUUGGGAGAAAGGUGAAGAUGGGCUUAGAGAUGAUCAGGAACCAGAGGAAGAGGAAAUAUCCUUAUGGUGAAGCCCUGUUCCCUCCAGCUACCCAGGAGUACCUGUGUUACCAGGAAGGGGAGCUCCCCUCUCUUCAGCUCUUGCUCCUAAUCUCUUUUUUACCCCCAUAAAGUGAUGCCUUUGACUACAACUAUGGCAUCUGCCUCUUAAGGAUGCAAGGUGGCUUAAGCCUGGCUACCCAACAUCAAGCUCUAGUAUCCUUACACCGGCAGCCUCAAACCUCAUUCCAGUCCAAGCAGGGCUGGCGGACACUGGACGUGUACGGGCUCUGUGAGAAUGGAGGGCUGACUAUGCUGAUCCCCUAUGUACUGACACACACAAAAAAAUGGGCUCGAUGUCCUGUACGAGUUUUUGUGAGCAGUCCCCCUGAGCAGCUGGAGGAGAAACACAAAGAGAUACAUUCCCUCCUCAGAAGGUUCAGGCUUGGCUUCCAACAUGUGACUGUACUACCUGAGCUCACGGGCAAACCUCAAGAGACGAGCCAAAAGGCUUUUGAAGACUUGGUGGCCUUUCACUGGUUGCAGAAGCCACCACCAAAGGGGGACCUGGAAUCUAGCUCUCUCAACACUCCUGAUCCUUCGGGCUACAUCUCUGAGCAGGACCUACAGGGGAACCAAAAGCAGAUGGAGUGGCACAUGUGUCUUCAUGAAGUCCUAUGGCAAUAUUCCCAGGAUGCUGCCCUCAUAGUAAUGAGCCUACCUGUCAUCCCUUGGUCAGCCUGCCCUGGGGCCCUCCACAUGACCUGGCUGGAGAUGCUGUCCAGGGGCCUGACAUGCCCCAUUGCCUUCAUUCAUGGAAAGCAGCAGGACUUGGCAGUAAGCGACUCAGGAGAGACUGAGCUAGGAAGAGUUGCCCACAAUUUAGGACUCAAGGAGCCAUGAUUUCUUGGCUCCACAAACUUUGAGGCUACCCUUGGGAAGCCUCAGACAAGAGCCCAAAACUCCCUGAGGAAAGAACUUCCCUACUACGCAAUACCAACUGGGACUACAGUGCUAAAGAAGGUCCUCCCUCCAAGAUCCAUUUCACCCCUUAAUAUUAAU